Molecule: messenger RNA, 927 nt
Organism: Salvelinus sp. IW2-2015
Lineage: Eukaryota; Metazoa; Chordata; Actinopteri; Salmoniformes; Salmonidae
Source: RefSeq, a predicted model, not a curated record
GAAAGUGAAAGCCGUUCUCGUAUGGUUUGGUUGUGGAAUAGAGAGACAAUCUUAAAGUAGUGGGUUCCUGUCCUGAAUGGAUUUUCUGUCUGCAGUUUCUCAGUUGAAGGCUGAGGCGAGACUGGCAGCGAAGCGGGCGGCCAGAGCAGAGGCACGGGAGAUACGCAUGAAGGAACUGGAGAGACAGCAGAAAGAGAUGUAUCAAAGCCAGAAGGAGGAGAGUGAGAAGUACUCCUCCCGUCCUUCACGGAGACACACGUCGAUCUCAGACGAUGAGGAACGGAUGUCUGUGGGGAGCCGAGGAAGCCUUAGGGUGGAGGAGAGAUCAGACAGGGACUUCCUGGAAAAGGGUUCCAGGACUGCCUCUACCCUCUCAGCAGCCACUCUAGCAUCGCUGGGCGGGCCCUCCUCUCGCAGAGGCAGCUGUGACACCUCUAUCUCAGUAGAGACAGAGGCCUCCAUUCGAGAGAUAAAGGACUCCCUGGUGGAGUCUGAGGAGAAGUACCGUAAGGCCAUGGUGUCCAACGCCCAGCUACACAACGAGAAGUCCAACCUCAUGUACCAGGUGGACACGCUGAAGGACUCGCUCAUUGAGCUGGAGGAGCAGCUGUACGAGUCUAAACGAGAGUACAACGACAAGGCCAAGGAGUUUGAGAGGGAGAGGCACGCCCACAGUGUUCUGCAGCGCCAGUUUAACGAGAUGAGAGAGACGCUGAAACAGAGUGAAGAACUGCUAACCGAGGUGGGCCAGCUCCGUCUCAAACGGGACAGCUGUGUUAGGGAGAUCUCCGACCUGCAGGAGACCCUCGGAUGGAAGGAGAAAAAGAUUGGGGCCUUAGAGAGGCAGAGGGAAUUCUCAGACGCCGGCGUGCGGGAUGAGCGGGAUAAGCUCAGGAUCAGGUGGUCCACCUCAAAGACACUCUGAAG